Messenger RNA from Schistocerca cancellata (South American locust), 7464 nucleotides. RefSeq lists its product as uncharacterized. Lineage: Eukaryota; Metazoa; Arthropoda; Insecta; Orthoptera; Acrididae. The transcript is spliced from 4 exons. The record is from RefSeq and is a predicted model, not a curated record. The coding region runs from base 78 to 1673 and encodes 531 amino acids.
GUCCUCGGUAGUCAUGACAACAGGAAUUCCGACAACCAUUCGCAUACGCAGAGUAGAAUUGACAGUAGGGAGGCAGAAUGGCUAAACAUAAAUACGUGAUAUAUGACGCAGGAGAUAAAGUAGAUGUUGCUUCCGAAGGGGACAUACCUCCACCAAGGGAUCUGGUUGAGCAGAUGUACUGCUCUGAACAGAUUCACAUCCCACCAACCUUUCCUUAUAUUCUGCGUCAGUACUGCAAGGCAGCUAUCCGCACACAGCCAUAUGAUCUGCUCAAAUGGUCGACUGCUUAUUUCCGUGCAAUGGCAGAUGGAGAAAUACCACCUGUUAAACACCGACUUGAGUACCCACCCACUGAUGUGCCCUCAGGGCUGACACCUGGGUAUCUCAGGGUAAUACUGAGGCAGUUAAAGAGGAAAAAAGUUAUCCCAACAGAGCUGCUGUAUAAUAAGUGGGGAGGAUUAUGUUUGAACCAUAACGCCUUGAAGGUGAUGCUGGAAAUAGGAGAGUUCACUGAUGAUGAAGUAGAUGUUUUGAAAUUUGUGGCAAUUGCAGCUGGCCAUCUCACACAUAACCUGAAACAAACAAUGAUAGUCAUAUGUGAAAUACUGACUGAAGAACCUGAAGGUGGGUCAGCUAUGAUUCCAUUCUCAACAUUUUGUGACCUUUAUACAUAUCUUGCAAAAAAAGACUGUGGGCCACCAUCUGCCCAUAAACCUGAUGUCAAGGAAACAAUUCAAGCAGAAGAGGAAUCAGAUGAAACUGAAGCUGAGGACAAAUUUCAUAAACAACAUGCAGAGGACAUAAUCGCCGGUAUUGUAGGGACUGUUGUAUCUGUUCCAGGAGAUGAAGAACAAACAACAGAAAAUGUUACUGGAGCAGAUGUUCAAGGAGAAGGUGAGCAGGAACAGAGCCCAGAGUUAUCAGAAACAACCAUUGGUGAACUGCAAAUGUCUGGCAGUAAAGAUCUUGAAGAUACAGCAGAAGUUCAUGAAGAGAGUGUUCAGAUAACAGAAACAAAAGGAGAAAAUGGUAUGGAUAAUAUGCAUCCAGAUAAAGAAAGCUGUCCUGUAGGAGUUGAGAGGACUACUUCAGUGAAAUUUAAGGAACCGGUACAUGCAGGCAGUAUAAAAACAGAGGAAGACGUUUCAUUAUUAUCUGAUGAGUCCAGUUCUGCCACAGUGCCAGAAGAAAAGAGUUCUGCACCUGAAGAAAAGAGUUCUGAACCAGAAGAAAAGAGUUCUGAAAAGAUUGCAAAAGAAACUGUUAAAGAAGUUGUACAUAGAGCAGAAGUUGCUGCUGAAGCAAAUCAAGCCGAAAUUACAGCUGCCCAAUUUGUGAUUAAGGUUAAGUCGGAAACAGUGUCAAGGAAAGUUCGUACGCAACGGAAAGCACCCAAGAAGACACUGAAACCCUCCCACAUGCAUCAUGAAGUACCUGGCAUUGGGCCUCCAGUCUCAGAUGAACAAAUAGACAAAGUUAUUACAUAUUUGCAUUACUGGUCUGCACGACAAGAAGGAAUGAUUAUGCCACGCAACAUAAAUCAUUUCCUUUGCCCAUCACUUGAUCCUCCUCCUCCUCCAGAAUUUAUAGAGGCAUCGCUACCAACGUGCGUCUGUGGCAUAGGAAACCCAAUGGCCUCUGAGUGCCAUUGCACAGCUGCUUCUGACAACUAAUUAAUUUAAAACCAUCAGUGUUAGUGGGCAUGUGCAUGCUCACCAGUAAUUACUUCUAACAGUGCUUUUUACCAGUGAUAUUGUCAUUUCAGUACUGUAGUUCUUCAAAAGUUCUUCAUCUGCUGUUUCACUAGCAAUUUUAGAGUAAAUAUGUUAAGCUUUGGUAGAUUGAUCAUAAGGGUGUGAAGCUCACCAUUGCCUUUGACUGCUAUCAUACACCCAGCACAAUAUUGACCACAAUGCUCAUCACCUCCUACAAACUUAAGCAAAUUAUCUUUCAUUAUUUUCAAAUAAUUUACACAGUGAUAAGCUCUUUGCUAUUACAUGUACAACAAAAGAACCUAAGGUAAUAAAUAGCCUGAUAUUCAACAGAGAGUCCCUCUUUAAAAAUUUUUUGGAUGUAACUGCUUGCAGCAAAACAAUGUUUGAAUUUUACACCAAAUCACACACUUCAACAGUGUUCACCAUUUUGCCAGGUGGAUCAUGCUUCUAUUCCUUCAACUUCUGCUCUAUGGUGUAUUACCAGUAAAUUUUACUCUCACUUAAGAAAAAUAGUGGCUUACUGUUUGUCAACAGUAAGAAGACAGUUUUUACUGGUGUUACUUGUGGAGAAGAAAAUCGGCACUAGUUGGAAAAUAUUUAUUUGUCUCCAAGCACUGCCAGUGUUUCUGUAUGUAUCACCUUUGCUUCCAUGUAAGCACAAAACGGGGAAAAAUUGUGCCAGCACUCAUUGUGGGAAGAAGUUAACGCUACUGUCCCCUCACUGGUUGUCUCCCACUGGCAGUCCUAAUGCAGGGGCAAGGCAUACCUCCCACAGUUCCCGAAGGGCAUCAAGUGAAGGGUAAUCAUAUCAUGUCAAACAGUAUGUGUGAUAAAUCAGGAAAUUAAGUCAAGGAGAACAAACAUCCAGUAUAUAUGCAUAAACUAAUUGGCAAGAUCCUCAUUUCAGGUACCUAAAUCAUAUUCACAGGACUACGGAGAAAGGUAUACUUCAGUCACCUGUUCCAGUAAUGUUGCAAAGUGAUUUUUAAAGAGCUCAGAAUAUACUUUUGUAUCCUUUUCAGUUUCUGAUAGAGCUAAAAAGUAAGACAAAUGAGAAUAUCAGAAAGGAUGUCCACAUCUACAUCCAUACUCUGCAAACAAGUGUGAAGUGCAUGCAAGUGUGUACUGUCCAUUGUACAAUGAAUUAUGGUUUCCUUUUCAUUCCAUUUGCAUAUGCAGGAUAACUACUUAAAUGAUUCUGUACAUAGUGUAGCUAGACUGAUCCUGUCUUCACAGUCUCUGUGGGAGAGCUCUGUAAGGAACUGUAGUAUUACCAUAAAUUACUCAUUUAAUCUACUACUUCAAAGAUAGUAAGUAGGCUUUCGUGGGUUAGUUGAUGUGUUUCUUUAAGUGUCUGACAGUUCAAGUUUUUUUCAUAAUUUUUCCAAGUCAAACAAACCUUCUAUAUCACCUGUUAGUUCUCUUUAGUGCAGGUCCUAUACCCUUAACCAGUAUUAUAGCAUAAGGCACAAGAGUGUUUUGUUAACAAUCUUCUUUUAGACAGACUGCAUUUUUCCAGUACUCUAUGAAUUAACUGGAGUCUGUCAGCUGUUUUAUCUAUGAGUGACCCUGUGUGAUUAUUCCAUUCCAUAGCCUCAACAAUUGUUACACCCAGAUAUAGGCAUAAGUUGACUGAUUCCAUUUGUGAAUCACUGAUAUUGUAGUAACAGGGUACUACAGUUUUGUGAAGUGCACUAUUUUACAGUUAUGAACAUUUAAAGUAAGCUGCCAAUCUUUAGACCACUUUAAAAUAUUAUCAAGAUCUCAUUGAAUAUUUGUACAGCUUUUUUUCAGGUUGUACUUUGUUAAAGGUAUCUGCAUCGCCUGAAAAAAAGUCUAUGGUUGCUACAAACGAUUUUUAUGAAUAUAUUUACAUCUAAGAUUACUAUCAGUAUUGUUUGCCAGGUGGUGGUGUUGGUGGUGGCAGAGGAGGAUGAUUUGGGGCAGGAGACCAAACAGCAAGGUCAUCUGUUCCAUUGGAUUAGGGAAGGAAGUCUGCCGUGCCCUUUCAAAGGAACCACCCGGCAUUUGCCUCAAGUGAUUUAGGAAAAUCAUGGAAAACCUAAACCAUGUCUGCCAGGUCAUUAAUAUACAACAUGAACAGCAAGGAUCCCAACACACUUCCUUGGGCCACACCUGAAGUUACUUCUACAUCUGCUGAUGCCUCUCCAUUUAAUGUAACAUGGUGUGUGCCAGUUGGCCAUCAAAAAACCUUCAGUCCAGUUACAAAUUUUGUUUGAUAGCCCAUAUGACUGUACUUUUGUUAGUAAGUGUUAGUAUGGUAAUGACCCAAAUGCUUUUUAGAAAUAAAAUACACUGUGCAUACCAUAUUGUCUUGAUCCAUGACACCCAGAAAGUCAUGUGAGAAAAAUGAGGGUUGGAUUUUGUAUGUCUUCAGACUCCAUGCUGAUUGUUGCGGAGGAGGACAGUCUGUUCAUGAUAGCUAAUUACAUCUGAGCUCAGAAUAUGUUCUAAGAUUCAGUAACAUAUGGGUGUCAGUGAUAUUGGAUGAUAGUAUUGUGGUCACUUCUACUACCCCUGUUGUACAUAGGUGUGACCUGCUCUUUCUUCCAGAUAUGGGGCACACUUUUUUGGACAAGGGAUCUAUUGAAUUUUAUGCUUAAAAUAGGGACUAAGCCAGCUGAAAAUUCUGUGUAGAAUGUGCCAGGCAUUUCAUUGGUCCCUAGGGCCUUGCUCAGUUUUGUAAGAGACUGCGACAAAAAAGAGGAAAACAAGUAAUCUGCUUAAGGGCAUAAUGAGGUGUCAACAAGUGUAAAACACAGAAUCUGAUGGUAUUUCCAAAGGGCCCUUGGAUCUUCUUCAAUUGUAGUGAUUAGUGAUUUCAGCUAUUUCUCAAUGACAUCAAUACUGGUGUCCAUAUCAGUCACUUUUACAGUGGCGCGAGAGUUAAACUGAGACAGUACUUUCAAAGUAAAAUUUGGGAACAGUUUAGCAUUUCUGAUUGUGCUUUUUUACCAUCAGUUAUUGUUUCUGUUCCAUUCAUAAGCAUCUGGCACUAACUUAGGUGCUGAUGACAGUCUUUACAUAUGACCAGAAUUUCUUUGGGUUUUGUGAGAUAGUCUUCAAUAACACUCUGUUCACUGUAAUCUUUGAAAGUUUCAUCCAUUGGCCUGCUGACAGCCAAACAUGUUUAAUUUAGCAUUUAUCUACAUCCUUUUUUUAAAAAUUACACCUAUUGUGCAGUAGUCUCUGCUGCUUUACAAAUGCUGUAUACCACAGUGUGUUUUCUGCCUAAGUUCAAGCCAUGUUUCCUCCAUGUGCUCCUGCCCAGAAUCAAAUGUUACAAAUCCUUCCUCAACAUAUGAUACUACCACCACUUUAUCUAGUUUGUUUCCUUUGCAUUUGGGAAUGAGUCUGGCGCUGGAUAGGAAAUAAUUCAAAAUCUCUGCACAAUAUACUGAGUCUCUUGCUUAUCAUGUUGACUGCCAGGAAGUGGCAGUGCAGCAGAGCCACCUGCUGUGGCUGCCAGUGGCCACAAGGUAGCAAACAUGUUACAUAAUGUAACAUGCAGCAUCAGUUUCUGUUUAUCUAAUCCAAUGAAUACAAUACCUCCAUUUUCAUUGGAUUAGCCUUUAGAUGCAUAUAUUUACUUAAAAAUCUCACUGCUCUCAGUUUAAACUUUCUGUACCUAGUAUUAUGCAAGCUCCACUGAAUUUUAGGAAUACUUCAAACUCUAGGAUUUUGUUACAAAUGCUUCAGCUGUUGAUCACUAUGAUUUUAAGCACCUCAUCUGUUGAGGGAAAGGGUGUUUCCUUGGAUCUUACACUAACACUUCCUGGUCAAUAUCUGGACAAGAUGAAGAACCACCUGAUUUUUAAAUAAAUAAAUAAAAAAAAGAGGGAAAGAAUCUGCCCAGCCUAGCUUAUCACAAAACCUUCAAUUGAUACCAUAACAAUGGGUAUUAGAAUGAGAGUUUUAUUGAGAUUCUGUGGACAAGGCUGAUCUUUUUUCUGUAGCUGGAAUGGCUCAAGAAUAAACCUAGAGCCCAAACUAUGCAGAUAUGUUCAGAACAAAUGAAGAUGAAAAAUAUAGUUCAGGUAUAAUUCUGCUCCAUGACAUUUCCAUACAAGAUGCAACUGUGUUAGUUAAACCUUUUCUUUAGGUUUCCUUGCUGCCAUUUCCCUAUAUAACAACAUUCAGUAUAUACUACUCAUCUACACUUGCUUCCCAAACUGUUACACAACAGGCCUCACAACAGAUGAAGUGCGUUGCACAGGCUCAAUUUCAGUGGAAGACAGCACAGCGAAUUUGUUGGUUACAGGUGUAAUACCCAAGUUCUCCUUGUUCCUUGCCUCUCCUGUACAGGGCUUCUAGACAUGCCUUUGGCACACUACAAACGGUCAAGUUAAUAGGUGGUCAUGGACCCUGUACUGCCUACAGAGGAAUCAGUUUCCAUUGUAGAGGAUAAUAUUUGAGUACCCUUGGUAUUUCUGGUACUUGUGUUUCGGCAUUUCAUCCAACACACCCAUUCAAAGCAGCUUCCAAUCAUUUGGCAACUUAUGAAUAGUAACAAACUCAUCCAGUGGCUGAUGUUUAUUCUGAAUCAUAAACAAAUAACUUUAAAUUAAGCUUGUUGAUUCACAAAAUGAAGCUAUCAAUAAAAUGAUUUUGUAUAACAAGAGAGAAACCUUGGAUUAGAUUUGCCAAUUCCCUGAAGCUACUUUGAAUUAUCUGUCUUGAACUUUUGUUCUGUCAAUGUCAUGUUCACUAACAAACAAAAAACCAAUGGAAAAUUCUGACAAAUACAGAAAAUAAGCAGUGGUGUUGAAGGGGAAAUUAAAUGUAACACAAUGCAACUCAUUUAUCUACAAAUAAAGAUGCAUAGUGUAGUUCAGUUGCCAUUCUGCUCAAUGAGAAUUUCAUACAAGAUGCUGCCAUGAGAAACUGUAAGGCACUGUAACACUGUGUUUGCAGACAAGCAGGAAAAGAAAGUGGCCAUGAAAAAAAUGUUUCAAUCAUGGUAAUUAUAUAAGAAAAUACUCAGUAUGUCUCCAGACAUCUCUACAAAAAUCUUUUCUUAUCCAUAUUUGUUUUAAUUUCUGAAAAAAAAUUGAACUCCUAAGUAAAAGGAGGUUAACCAAGACUAAUGAUUACUUUACAAUCUUACAAAAGUGAGCAUUUGAACGCACUGAUGAAACUGGAUAAAUAAAUUAACAGUUCUAUCUCACAGAGCGAGCAGUGUUAUGCCAGAACAAAUUACAGGCUCUGUACUUAAGGAGUUCACUAUACGGUCUCAAAAUGUACAUCAGUAUGUAUGACUGUGAUAUCCAAUAUUGUACGGAACUGAGGAAGACCUGGAAGUGGUGAAGUGGUGUACUUCUGGAGCACAGCAUUGCACAGAAGUGAAAUGUGGGUCAUUGGAAAUCCAGAGAAGAAACUGGAAGCAUCUGGAAUGUGGUGCCAUCAAAGACUUUUAAAAAUAAGUGAAUAGGUAAAGUGUGAAAUGCAGUAUUGGUGAAGAAAGGAAUCUCUUGAAGUCCCUUAUCAGAAGAAGAAACACAGUGUAGUUCAAGGUAUACAUCUAUGUUUGUACUAUAAUGUGUUAUGGAGAAACAGUAUAACAGGAUGAAAGUAAGGUUUUAUGUUUACCAAUGUUAGUUGUUUUUAACUAUUGCUUGGUCAGUUACAUUGGCAAAGUUUUGCAACUGAUGGUUAUUUUGUAUUUUACCAUUGCCAUUUCCAUUUAUGAUGUACUAAGCCCAAAUGUAUUACAACAAUAAAGUUUUUA